Messenger RNA from Knipowitschia caucasica, 1674 nucleotides. The record is from the annotation of a GenBank genome assembly. NCBI's taxonomy places the organism in Eukaryota, Metazoa, Chordata, Actinopteri, Gobiiformes, Gobiidae.
AUGAUCCUGCUCUGUACUGUGGAGGACACUGUGUUACAAUCGGUGAGCCAGGUGGGUGGAGGUGUGUGCCGGCUGUCCACAGAAGCAUCCACUCGCCGCUGCCGCACGCCUGAUUCCAAAGUGUGCAGUGGGAGAGGCACAUGUGACUGUGGCAUCUGCAUCUGCCAAGCCACUGAUCCAGGGAAGUUUUAUGGGCCUCGCUGUGAAUGCCAUGACUGGGUCUGUGCCAUACACGAUGGGAAAACCUGUAAUGCCUUGGACACGGUCGUGUGGUUUCCCGUGAGAUCCAACUCAAAAUUUUUCCUUUCACUGCUGCCAAUUGAUGGAGGAAAGCUACAGCAGGAGGAUCCAACCGCUGCUAUAGAAAAGAGGAGGGAAGUCGUAAUCCGAGGCCUAAUUGAAUACAUGGGGGAGAAGCCAGGAGACUUGAUUUCAGAUCUACAGAGUCUGGAGGAAACUGAAGACACUCGGCAGAAUAUCGCCUAUCCAGUGAAGAUUGUCAAAGUUGACCGAGGCUACUGCCACUGUGGGACGUGUGAGUGUGAUGAAGGCUGGUUCGGUGAGGCCUGCCAGUUCCAGGAAGACUGCAUCCUCUCAGGCAAGAAAAGCAGAGAGCUAUGUAGAAAUCCACAAGGCGUCGUCUGCUCCAACAAAGGCACUUGUAACUGUGGUAGCUGCCUGUGUCACAACAAGGACAGCAGAGGCCUAAUAACGGGACAGUUCUGUGAAUGUGACGACAGCGAGUGUUUGGAUGAGGACAGUGGAGAGGUGUGUGGAGGCCAUGGCCAGUGUUACUGUGGAAACUGCUUCUGUGCUGCCGGUUGGCAUGGAGACAAAUGUGAAUUCCAGUGCGACAUGAGCCCAUGGGAAAGCAAACGGAGAUGUACAUCUCCAGAUGGCAAAAUCUGCAGCAACAGAGGUACGUGUGUAUGCGGGGAGUGUAAUUGUCACGACGUGGACCCCUCUGGAGACUGGGGGGACAUCCACGGCAACACAUGUGAAUGUGACGAGAGAAACUGCCUCUCUACAUAUGACAGGUACACGGAUGACUUCUGCUCAGGUCAUGGCCAGUGUAACUGUGGCAGAUGUGACUGCAAAGAGGGUUGGGCAGGGUACAAGUGUGAGCACCCGCUCUCCUGCUCUCUGUCCACAGAGAGCAGCCUGAAGAAGUGUCGAGGAACGUCCAAUCUGCCUUGCUUCGGCCGAGGCCAGUGCCUGUGUGGUCAGUGUACGUGCCACCCUCCAGGGGACAGUCGAGUUCAUGGUAAAAACUGUGAAUGUGAUGACCGGCAGUGUGAGGACCUGAGCGGAGACGUCUGUGCAGGUCAUGGCUAUUGUUCAUGUGGCCGCUGCAUCUGUCAGGACGGCUGGUUUGGGAAGCAGUGCCAGUUGGCCAGGGCUUGUGACAUGAGUGAUGACCAGAGUAAGGAGCUGUGUGAGACUUCUGAUGGGGUUGUUUGCAAUGGAAAAGGUUCCUGUCACUGUGGCCAAUGCAUUUGCUCUCCUCAAGAGUGGUGGGUGUCUGGCGAGUACUGCGAGUGCGACGACAGGGACUGUGACAAACAUGAUGGUCUUAUCUGCACAGGGAAUGGACUGUGCAACUGCGGCAGCUGUGAGUGCUGGGACGGCUGGACAGGGAAUGCAUGUGAGAUCUGGGUGGGGGCCGAGUACUGA